Suncus etruscus (white-toothed pygmy shrew) is the source of this 4980-nucleotide messenger RNA. It is a transcript of the gene FCHO2, whose product is annotated as FCH and mu domain containing endocytic adaptor 2. Bases 1 to 2577 code for a protein of 858 amino acids. The record is from RefSeq and is a predicted model, not a curated record. Gene Ontology annotation, biological process: synaptic vesicle endocytosis; clathrin coat assembly; clathrin-dependent endocytosis. Gene Ontology annotation, cellular component: clathrin-coated pit; cytoplasm; clathrin-coated vesicle. The transcript is spliced from 25 exons. Lineage: Eukaryota; Metazoa; Chordata; Mammalia; Eulipotyphla; Soricidae.
AUGCGCCCUGGAGGGUUGCGUGCGGGGCCGGCCUCCGGGAAGAAGCGGCGGCGGCGGCGAGAGGCGGCGAGAGGCGGCGAGGGCGGGGGGCGCCGCGGGGGGCCGGGCCGUGUUUACACAGCGGCGGGCGGGCGGGCGCAGACGCGGAACCCGGCGGGGCCCGGCGGCGGCAGGAUGGUCAUGGCGCAUUUCGUCGAGAGUUUCUGGGGUGAAAAAAAUAGUGGCUUUGAUGUUCUUUACCAUAAUAUGAAACAUGGACAGAUAUCGACAAAAGAACUAGCUGAUUUUGUAAGAGAAAGAGCUACAAUAGAAGAGGCGUACUCCAGGUCAAUGACGAAGCUAGCAAAAUCUGCAAGCAAUUGUUCACAGCUUGGAACAUUUGCACCAGUGUGGGAUGUGUUCAAAACAUCUACAGAGAAAUUAGCAAAUUGUCACUUAGAUCUUGUUAGAAAAUUACAAGAAUUAAUAAAAGAAGUUCAGAAAUAUGGCGAAGAACAAGUAAAGUCCCAUAAAAAGACUAAAGAAGAAGUUGCAGGAACUCUGGAAGCUGUUCAAGCUAUUCAGACCAUAACUCAGACCCUCCAGAAAUCCAAAGAAAAUUACAAUGCCAAGUGUGUAGAGCAAGAACGUUUGAAAAAGGAAGGAGCUACACAAAGAGAAAUAGAAAAGGCAGCCAUUAAAUCUAAGAAAGCUACAGAUACCUAUAAACUUUAUGUGGAAAAGUAUGCAUUAGCAAAAGCUGAUUUUGAACAGAAAAUGACGGAAACAGCUCAGAAAUUUCAAGAUAUUGAAGAAACUCAUCUCAUUCACAUAAAGGAAAUUAUAGGAUCCUUGUCAAAUGCCAUAAAGGAAAUUCAUUUACAAAUAGGCCAGGUUCAUGAAGAAUUUAUAAAUAAUAUGGCUAACACUACAGUUGAAAGCUUGAUUCAAAAAUUUGCUGAGUCAAAAGGCACUGGGAAAGAAAGACCUGGCCUUAUUGAAUUUGAAGAAUGUGACCCUACAAGUGCAGUUGAAGGUAUAAAGCCAAGGAAAAGAAAGACUUUUGGUUUACCAGGAAUAAUUAAGAAGGAAAAGGAUGCAGAGUCAGUGGAAAGCCCUGAUGCAGAUUCAUUGAACAUUCCAGAUGUAGAUGAAGAAGGCUAUAGUAUAAAACCAGAAGCCAAUCAGAAUGAUACCAAAGAAAACCAUUUCUACUCAUCUAGCGAUUCUGAUUCUGAAGACGAAGAGCCAAAGAAGUACCGGAUAGAAAUCAAACCUGUGCAUCCAAAUAACUCACAUCAUACGAUGGCUUCCUUGGAUGAAUUGAAAGUAUCGAUAGGAAAUAUAUCACUCCCCUGCCCAGCAAUAAAUAUGCAGAUGAAUCGGAAUUCAUCUAGUGAAGAAUUAGCAAAAUCGAGACCUGUAUCUAAUGAGAAAGGGACCAGUGAUCUACUUGCUUGGGACCCCCUGUUUGGACCAUCUCUUGACUCCUCUUUAGCUUCCUCAUCAGCCCGGCCUACAACUCCUCUUUCUUUAGGUACCAUUGUCCCACCUCCAAGGCCUACUUCCAGACCAAAGCUUACUUCAAGCAAACUCAGUGGGAUAAAUGAAAUACCUAGGCCUUUCAGUCCGCCUGUAACUUCCAAUACUAGCCCACCUCCUACUGCUCCAUUAGCUCGGGCUGAAAGUUCUUCCUCUAUCUCAUCUUCUGCUUCAUUAAGUGCUGCCAAUACUCCAACAAUAGGUGUGUCACGAGGUCCCAGCCCUGUCAGCCUUGGAAAUCAAGACACCUUACCUGUGGCUGUUGCCCUCACAGAGUCCGUCAGUGCCUACUUUAAAGGAGCAGAUCCUACCAAAUGCAUUGUGAAGAUCACUGGUGAUAUGACAAUAUCAUUUCCAAGUGGAAUUAUUAAAGUUUUCACCUGCAAUCCAUCUCCAGCUGUCCUCUGUUUCCGAGUGAAAAAUAUCAGCAGGCUAGAGCAAAUCCUUCCGAAUGCACAACUUGUAUUCAGUGAUCCUUCACAGUGUGAUGCUAAUACCAGAGAUUAUUGGAUGAACAUGCAAGCUGUUACUGUCUACCUCAAGAAGCUAUCAGAGCAAAAUCCAGCUGCUUCUUACUAUAAUGUAGAUGUGUUAAAGUAUCAGGUAUCAUCCAACGGUAUUCAGUCCACGCCUCUAAAUCUCGCAACAUAUUGGAAAUGUACUGCUGGCACCACGGAUCUUAGAGUGGAUUAUAAAUACAACCCAGAGUCUAUGGUGGCACCCAGUGUGCUCUCCAACAUACAGGUGGUGGUGCCAGUGGAUGGAGGUGUCACAAAUAUGCAGUCUCUUCCUCUAGCAGUAUGGAAUGCAGAGCAGAUGAAAGCACUUUGGAAACUGUCUGGUAUUUCAGAAAAAUCAGAGAAUGGAGGUUCUGGGUCCCUCAGAGCAAAAUUUGAUCUUUCAGAGGGACCAAGCAAGCCCACAACACUUGCAGUGCAGUUUCUGAGUGAGGGUAGUACCCUGUCAGGAGUAGACAUUGAACUCGUUGGCACUGGCUAUCGGCUGUCUUUAGUAAAGAAGCGGUUUGCUACUGGACGCUAUUUGGCUGAUUGUUGAUGGACCUGGACAGUGGCUGCUGGAGGGAGUAGCACAGAGCUGCCAUUCUGCAUUAUCUGUUCUUUCCAAACACUAUUCUAACUUGUGUUGUGUCUUUGAAACUUACACAUAUUUGAAAGCUGACUAAAAACAGUUAAUUGCACUUUUGAAGUGAGUCAUUGAAAGAAGUAGCACUGAAGUGAUUUUCAACGCUGGAAAUGAUCAACUGCAAUAUUCAGGGAGCACAUUUAUUCAGAUUCUUGGUAAAAUGAAGCUUGUACAGGCUUAUUAAAGUUCCCUUCAGUGUCUGUUUAAAAAGGUUAAAUGUAAUAUCAGGCCUAAAAUUUCAGGAGAGCAAGCACAAAAUAAUUUAGCUUUCCAUAAAUUUUUAGAGUCAGCUUUGAAAUUAGUAAGCUUGAUUUUGAAUGGCUACAAAGAGAAUGUGAAUUCCAAGUUUUAGAUAAUGUUAAUCUAGCAUACUCAAUCCAAUUGAGUUCUGUGCCAUAAAAUUAAUCAGACCAGAUUUUCAGUUGUAUGCACAAAGUUUAAUCUGAUUCUCGUGUAAACAUUAAUAAAGUGUAAAUGAUACUUUAUAUGAUUCUUUAAAUCCUCAAGUGCAAUGUGUUUUAAAAUAAGCUUGCAAAAGACAGCAGAGAAACCUACUUCUGCAGCUAGUUAACUUUAUAGAAGUCAUGAUUGUUUUGGUGAAUUAAUGCUAUAGAUUUAAUUUAUUUUUAUAUGGGUUUGCCUAAUGUGUGCCUUUUAAAACUAACAAAAACCAGAAAUGUGCCUAUCCAGUUUGUGUUCAUUAAUGUGCCUCACUUUUAUUCCACAGUCGGAAUCCUAUUCAGAAUCUUACUGUGGUCAAGCCUUUGGGCUUUUUCUUCAUUUUGUACAAGAUUUGCAAUUUCUGUAACUCUCCUUUGGCUGCAGUAGGAGGGAAUUCAGAGUAAGGAUAAUCAUACUCAAAGACCCUCGCUCUCUUCUUCAGUAAUGAUGUUACUCUGUCGCCACUAGAAAGAAAUAGACCUCUGGCAUAUAUUUACGUGGGGGGUGGGAAGUCUUUCAGGUGUUUGGACCUUGAUCUCCUUAAAAGUAUUUCAUUCUUGAAGCAAAUCAAUUGUGUGUGGGGAAGAACUAUAAUAUUAAUUGUAAUCGGUAUUUUUAACGAUUACUUCCCUUCACUCUGUCAUUGGAAAUUUAUCCAUUAUUUACUGAAUGUGUUGAGAGCAUGACUUACUUUGUAAGGUAGACAUACAUUUUAGAAAAGAGUUGGCAUUAGAGAAGUACCAUCAUUUGUUUUCAUUUCAACCACUGGAAAAAAGAACAGUUUGUAUGUUUUUAUUCUUUCCAAUGCUAAAAAUAGAGUAUUUUAAGUGUUGGGUGAAGUAGUUGUUAAACUAAUAUUAAGUAGUAAAAAUAAACCUAACUUUAUAGCAAGUCCCCAGUCAUUGAAGAGACUAAAUAUUUGGACAAAGUUACAAUUUACAAAUGGUAAUUUUAUAUAUAAGGAUUAAUAUCAAUGUCCUUCAGUUUCCAUAGUAGAAGUAACACAUUUGUCAUAUACAAUGAUUUAUAUAAAACCACUAAUGUUCUGUUAAGCUUUCAGAAAAUAAAAUCCAUACUAGACAUUUACAUAAUGUCUUACAAUACUGAAACAGCAGAAAAUCUACUCAUUAGCAAUAUCUUAACGUAAUAUAUACUUUCUAUAUAUGCAGUGUUCGCCCAAUUCUAAAUUUAGAUUUGACUAAAGGAACUUAAAGAUAAUUUGCUAAACUACUCUUCUUAACUAAAUAGUAAAAUUAGAAUUUCUAACUUUUAUAUUGUGCUCUUUCAAAUGCCAAUAACAAUCCUUUACUGGAAUCUUAACUGUACUGCUUUGCAGUCAUACUGCUUUUUAUUAGGCAGUUAAUAUUUUAUUAUUGGAAUUUAGAUACCAUUAUACUCACCAUGUUUGUUUUUAAUCAAGUAUUACCCCCAAAAUGUACACAUCAGUGAAAUGGUUAAACUCUGCACUUUUAAUUACCACCAUCUUCAUAACCUAGGGGUGAUGCAUAAAUUUGCCUUGGGUGUAGGUUAUAAUUCUGGAGCCAUAUGAAGCCAUAUAAGUUUAUAUUGAUUUCUUUUCCAUUUAAAAAUCCACUAAUGGUGUAAAAACGACCAGUCGAUUUUCAAUGAAGAUUUUUUUAGCAAGCUGGUUCUUGCUUUUUGUAUAGUGAUAAACUUUGUAGCUGCCUCUUUAACCAAGAAUUUAUAAACACAAAACUCUAACAAAUGUGAGUUUUUAAGAAUUGUUAUUUACUACUUUGAGUUGUAAUUAGAACAAAUUUAUCUUACAAAUUUUGUAAAUAUUUUUGAUUUUUUCAUAAGUGUAAAUUUUACAUAAAAGUUGUGUCCCUUAAUAAACAUGUAAUAUAUAAUUUA